This is a messenger RNA of Auanema sp. JU1783, 810 nucleotides long. The record is from the annotation of a GenBank genome assembly. Lineage: Eukaryota; Metazoa; Nematoda; Chromadorea; Rhabditida; Rhabditidae.
AUGUGUUGCUGUUGCACAGUUUUACAUAGACAUCAAAUUCAUCUUAUUAGUUACGGAUGUGUUUCACUGGGACUCAUUACAACAGGCCUGGUUUUCACUAUUUUUGCAAUAUUUCAAAAAGAAUCUCAAAUAGGAAAGGUAUGGCUGGCAGGACCAACAACGAUGGUUGUCGGAUUAGUUUUGUGUGGAAAGGUUAUAAUCGAUUGGGGACCAGCAAUGAUGCAUGCAAGAGAAGGCUCUAUAGAUUCAAUCCAUUUAUAUCCAAAUGACAGAACCCGUCAAACUACAGAUGAUUUACCAUUAUCUGGAGUAUUGAUAGAGCAAGAAUCAUUGCACAGUACGCAUGAUUAUAAGAACACAGAUUCAUUAUCUUGGAAAGGAGAUUCUCGUUCAUCAAAUGCAUUUCAACCGUAUCAACAAGGCUUCAUUGGCAAAUCAUAUAACAAGACACCUUACCAUCAAACAAACACAUCAUCAAAUAUAUACAAAAAUUCUGAGAGAAAUUCUUGUGAAUCGCAUUGUAAAUAUCAGAAAUCUGAUCUUAAACCCAUGAAUGGACAUAAUCAUUCAGCCAGCAUACCAAAUGCAUCAACAUCUCUCAUAUACGCAGAUAAUUUUCUUAUGACCUCUAAUAAUGAUCAAAUCAAUAGAAAUUCAACUCAUCCAAAGAAUAUGUAUAAUAGUGAAAGUAAUAUGACUGCUGCCGCUAAUUCGAAAUGUGAAUGCGGUCACUAUGGCAGCACUUGGAAGAAUGCCAAUGCUUUUCAAGGCGAAUCAUUCGUAUUCAAUGAAAGAAACUAUUUUAUAUGA